This is a messenger RNA of Pestalotiopsis fici W106-1, 1533 nucleotides long. RefSeq lists its product as uncharacterized. Lineage: Eukaryota; Fungi; Ascomycota; Sordariomycetes; Amphisphaeriales; Sporocadaceae. Gene Ontology annotation, biological process: protein N-linked glycosylation; cell wall mannoprotein biosynthetic process. The record is from RefSeq and is a predicted model, not a curated record. The transcript has 3 exons. Gene Ontology annotation, cellular component: membrane; Golgi apparatus. The coding region runs from base 1 to 1533 and encodes 510 amino acids. Gene Ontology annotation, molecular function: alpha-1,2-mannosyltransferase activity.
AUGGCCAUGGAUCUCUUCCGGCGUGCGUAUAAGCGCGUGCCAACAGUUGCACCGCAACUGCCUACCAAUGACGAGAAAGGCAAGCCCAAAACCAAGGGCCUAGCAUCUCGACUCGCCUUCUUCAAGAGGCCGCUCAGAUUAAAGGGCAAUUCGAGCAUAUCUGUUCCCUUGGGAGUGGUUGUGCUCUUUCCAUGCAUUGUCCUCAUCCUUAUCCUGGUGUUGUUUGUUCGACACCCAAGCUCACCAGCCAGGAUUUUGAUGCCUGCUGGUGCUCCUCCAGCCAUUAGAAAAAUCAGCGAAAAGCAUGACAAGGUAUUUGUCACUGGCUGUCUCGAACCCGAUACGAGCCAACCUCGUGCCAACGCUGCCUUCGUCGUCCUCGCCCGAAACAAGGAAUUGGACGGUGUCAUCCAGUCGGUCAAGUCUAUUGAGCGACACUUCAACCGCUGGUACCACUACCCAUAUGUCUUCCUCAACGACGGCGAGUUCAACCAGACCUUCAAGGAUGUCAUCAAGAACUACACUUCGGGUGAGGUUGAAUUUGGCCGUGUUGGUCCUGAGAUGUGGGGAUACCCUGAGUGGAUAGACCCCAAGAUCGCCAAGGAGGGUAUCGCCAAGCAGGGAGAUGCUGCUGUCAUGUACGGUGGUCUCGAGUCCUACCACGCCAUGUGCCGCUUCUACUCUGGAUUCUUCUACAAGCACCCUCUCCUCGCCAAAUACGAGUGGUACUGGCGCUUGGAGCCAGAGAUCAAGUACUUCUGCGACAUCACUUAUGAUCCCUUCCUCAAGAUGAUUGAGCACAACAAGACAUAUGGCUUCACCAUUGCCGUCAAGGAGCUCAAGGAAACCGUUCCAAACAUCUUCCGCUACGCCUCUGCUUACAAGCGUCUCAACAACAUCACCUCCCAGGGACUUUGGGAGAUGUUUGUGGAGCCGCUGGAGAAGCCCAAGGUUUCCAAGCCCGAAGAUGACCCCAACUACAAGCCGCCGUUGCCCGAAGAGAUCUUGCGCAGCGACCCCGGCGCCAACACUCUACCUGACAUUGAUCCCGAGACCAUGGAAGGAGAGAAGUACAACAUGUGUCACUUCUGGUCGAAUUUCGAAAUUGCGAAACUCAGUUGGUUCCGCAGCAAGGAAUACGAGGACUUCUUCCAGAUGAUGGAUCGAAGUGGCGGUUUCUGGAUGGAGCGAUGGGGUGAUGCUCCAAUUCACUCUCUGGCUGCUGGUGCUCUGCUCGGAGUCAAGGAUAUUCACUACUUCCGAGACUUUGGUUACCGGCACACCACCAUCCAGCACUGCCCUGCCAAUGCCCCAUCCCGCCAGCUUCCCCGCGAGCCUUUCCUCGAAAAGACCACGCUUGAUCCCAAGAAGCGCCAAGAGGAGGACGAAUACUUUGAGCAGUGGGAUCCCGAGAAGGAGAACGGUGUUGGCUGCCGCUGCCGCUGUGACACCGACAUUGUUGAUGUUGAGGGCAAGGAGGGAUCCUGCUUGGCCGAGUGGGUCGAUGUUGCUGGCGGAUGGGCGAGCCCAUAA